AUUUUAUUAUUUUCUCCAUGCUGCGCUUGAUGUAAACAUCGAUUGAUGAAGGAAUUCUAGGCCCUGGCCAGGGUAACGUCUGAAAUGUCAAAGACUCAGUGUAAAUUAGGUGCACUACUCAUGCAAGAUCAUUAUGGAGAGGUGGUCGAAAAAGUAUGUACUUGCUUAGUGAAAAAUGGUGCGAAGCCUUGUAGGUUGCUCGCAAAUGAAACACAGCUUAAACUGGAGCAGGUGAAAAAAGCAAUCGCUGUCCUUAUUCAACUUGGCCAUGUUGAGUUUGAUUGCAACAAACGGGGGUUUGUGGAGUAUUCUGCCAGGCUCGACCGUAUCCUCCUACACACACGAUAUCCAAAGUACAUCUAUUGUGCCAAAUCUUUGUAUGGUGAUGCCGGGGAGUUGAUCAUUGAGGAACUGCUACAGAAUGGACAUAUGCUAAUGAGCGAGGUGGUUGCCAAAGUCUGGCAGAGGCUGACUGAAGUUCUUGAACAAAAUAAAAUCAUAGAAGAGGCAACUGUGCGGCAAAAGUUUGUUGACCUCGUCAACACACACUUCUUGCAGCGGUCUGCAACAACCAGUGAUAAGGAUGCAUCAAAGGAAGACAGUGUAGCACCAAGGCUUACUGUAACAGAAGAAGAUAUGUACAAAAUCCCAACAGGAAUGGCUCCUGAUAGUAAAGUGAACAUAAGAAAGAGAAAGCUGUCUACAGAAGAAGAUACUAAUCCAUCAAAAAAGCAGAAAACAGAGCCAGCAAUUGACCAGGGGAUUUACUGGUGUGUGAACUUUGACCGAUUUCAUCAAUAUAUGCGUGACCAGGAGAUUGUUGCUGCCAUCAGGAAACGAAUUGAUGAUAAUGCAGCAUCAAUUGUCCAGACAAUGCUAAGAAUUAGUGAAGUGACUACUGUUUGCCAAGCUGAUGUCACAAAUCCAAUGUCAACCAGUACGAUCUUAGAGGCUUUGCCGAAAGAACCAGCAAUUGACCAGAGCAUUUUGAACCAAUACCUAAAAAUACUGUUAGAGGAUCAGACUGAGUUCAUAUCAAAAUUCAGCACAUCAGGUGGAGGAAUGUAUGUUGUCAAUAUUCACAAAGCUGUGAGGGCACUCUGUGUAGCCACACUUGAAUCUACAGUCCUAGAGCGGUUUGGUCAGAAAAGUUACAGAAUAUUCAAGUUGUUACUACUUAAGAAAUACUUAGAACAGAAGCAGAUAGAGGAAUUUGCACUUAUUCCUGCCAAAGAAGCCAAAGAAAUGCUGUACAACCUGUUUGCUGAGCAGCUUGUCACGGUGCAGGAAAUUCCACGCACACCAGAUCAUGCACCAUCACGCACAUUCUUUCUGUUCAAUGUGAAUGUAGAACAGGUGUGUCGUAAUAUUCUCGAAAGAUCCUACAAGUCUCUCGUAAAUCUAAUCUUAAGACGGAACCAUGAAACGCAAAUCAAUAAACGCGUCAUUGAAAAAUCUCAGCGGGUCGAAGCUAUUGCAGCAUCAUUACAGAGUGCAGGGGCUGAUGCUGCACAGACGGCGGAAAUAGAAGAUAUGAUCACCCCCUCGGAAGCAGUACAACUCAAACGAUACAAGGACAACAUAGCCAAGCUGGAAAAAUGUGAGAUUCAAGUAGAUGAAAGUAUAUUUAUCCUGAAAUUGUACACAGAAUACAGCAAUAACCAUUGACACAAGUUCAUUCAAAUAAAGGAUGUUUUGCCACAGUUCGUGGACAUGUAGGCAUAUGCAGUUACAAUAAAAUUCGCUGGCCAUCAUGCCCCAUGCAUACUGCACAUAUUUUUGCCGACCCGUUGUCCUCCUUUGUUAUAUUUUAAAUGAACACAAAUUAAAAACCAAGAACUGGAAUAAAUUUGACAAAUAUUGUGUUUGCAUUCAA
Anneissia japonica is the source of this 1876-nucleotide messenger RNA. Its product is annotated as DNA-directed RNA polymerase III subunit RPC3-like. The transcript has 11 exons. Gene Ontology annotation, biological process: DNA-templated transcription. Lineage: Eukaryota; Metazoa; Echinodermata; Crinoidea; Comatulida; Comatulidae. The coding region runs from base 85 to 1668 and encodes 527 amino acids. Gene Ontology annotation, molecular function: single-stranded DNA binding. Gene Ontology annotation, cellular component: RNA polymerase III complex. The record is from RefSeq and is a predicted model, not a curated record.